AUGCUGCGAAAUCUUGCCAGACUUGUCCCUCUGGCAGUUCUCCUGCCACUGGCUAGAGCGGAAGGGACGGUGCAGGAUCUCUGGAACUCCCCACAGUAUCCCGAUUACACCACCAACUACACAGCCGGUACGACAAUCGAGAUCAGCUGGCAACAUGCCCUUGCUACACAGUUUCAGUUCUUUUGCGAAUCCUGCGAUAUCACGAAUGUGGACUUGUGGGUGACGGGGAGCAGUUAUACUCGUAAGCUUGAGGCUGGGGUGAAUGUCAACGAGUCAACAAGUUACGAAUGGACGAUUAAUCUGGACGACGCGGAUGUCGAGGCCUCAACGGAGUGGACAUUCCGCUUCCUUCCUGCCGACGUCUCAUGGGGCGAUAAUCAGGAGGAAAUCUCCUCUGCCAAAUUCAAUCUCCUGCCCAAAUCCGACAGCAGCUCAUCCUCAACUACCACCUCUACCUCAACGUCGACUACUUCCACUUCUACCGCAGCAUCGACCUCCACCUCUACCUCAACGACAACAACCACGUCCCCCACGGCCGACCCAACGUCCACAACCCCCGAAAAUGCCACCGAUAGCGACGGCACCACGUCAGAGUCAAACUCAAAUAAUGAUGGUCUUUCCACAGGUGCCAAAGCCGGCAUCGGUGUCGGCGUCAGCGCGGGCUUUAUCAUCCUCGCCGCUCUGGCCUUCCUCCUCUGGCGGCGCAUCAGAGCCUUACCGAAUACCAAAGCAACUGGGCCUGAGGGCGCCAAUGGGGGAUACAGCCAGGCUCAUCAAGGGUACUUUGCUGACCCAGCGAUGGCCAAGAGUAUGCAUGCAGCCCCGCCUGCUACGGUUGUCCCAAUGUCUGAGUUGGCGGGAGACCAUGCGGGAGAGAUGGAUGCUGGUGUUGACUCUCAACGGCCGCCUGUUGAGUUGGAUGCGAGUGGACUUUAUUCGCAUCAUGGACGGUAG
Molecule: messenger RNA, 954 nt
Organism: Aspergillus mulundensis
Lineage: Eukaryota; Fungi; Ascomycota; Eurotiomycetes; Eurotiales; Aspergillaceae
Exons: 2
Coding region: 1-954 (317 amino acids)
Source: RefSeq, a predicted model, not a curated record